Molecule: messenger RNA, 3537 nt
Organism: Penicillium oxalicum
Lineage: Eukaryota; Fungi; Ascomycota; Eurotiomycetes; Eurotiales; Aspergillaceae
Exons: 3
Coding region: 1-3537 (1178 amino acids)
Cellular component (GO): nucleus
Molecular function (GO): ATP binding; DNA binding; ATP hydrolysis activity
Source: RefSeq, a predicted model, not a curated record
AUGGUCAUGGGCCAAGGCCAGCAGCCUGUAGUUCAUCCUUUCUUCCGCAAAGAUGUCGUUCUUGCUGGUCAACAUUCGACAUCCCUUCAAGAUGCAUCUGUACCCCCCGCGGACUCAGUCAAUGCCCACCCGAGUCACACACCACCCACAGCAGCAGGUUCAACUCAUGAGCACACGACACAACCGCUGUUGCCCUAUGUCCUCGAGUACCCCAUGACUCAGGGCUCAGAGAUCUCCGGCGCAGACGAAGACCCGAACGCGAGCAGACGCAAGAGGCGGAAGACAGACCGGACAAAGAAGACCCAUCAAGAUCAGCCAUUGCAAGCUGGCCUGACCAGCUGGCUUGGGACAGAAAACCCUGGGUGGGUUGCCCCGAAGGGUGUCGAGGCUUCAGAAAGCACGAAGCAAGCCUCCCUCAAGGCCUCUGUCUCAGACGAUCGGCCGCUCCGAGAUUUGAACUCCGCAGAGGUUUCAAAUUUGGAGGGGUGUUCAUCGAGGCCGCGAAAAAUCGUAAAGCUCAAUCUCAACGGGCGAUUGCUGAGUUCACCUCCAGGCAGUCCUGCUGAAGCCAAUGCCCCGGGGGAAGACCCAAGACGACGCGGCAGAUCUCAAGCAUCGGCAACUAAGCUAGUCGUUUUAAAAUACUCGUCGGCUCACCGGGAAAGGAUCUCGAAAAUGAUGGUUGAUAUACAGAACCCUCGGAACAGAGAUGCGAUGAGAAGUUCGACCCAUACGAAUAUUUCGAAGGCUCCUGCGCGACCAGUGAACAACCAGAAAAUUCCAACCCAUCCAUUUUUUGCUCGGAAAGCUACCUUGCAGCGGCCGAACAUGGCUUCAGGCGACUCGUGUUCCAUCGCAGAUAGCCGUCUCAGUUCUGCCAACUCAGGAGAGCGACCAUCGACAGGAAAUGACGGGAAACCAUUUCAGUUUUCAUCUAAAUUAUCAGCUCAGGGAUUCAGUCAACGAAGCAUUAAACUUCCCUCGCUGGUGCAUCCACUUUGGCCACCUCAAGGCCUUGUGCAUGUCCGUGGCCCAUCCUCGCCACCACAGCGUCACCUCUGUUCGACAAGUUCUAGUUAUGAUUAUAAGAAAUCGAAGUCACGGACGAUAUUGGUGAAUGACGAAGAGAAUGCUCUUCUAGCCAGCACCGUGCAGGCGCGAGAGCUUGCAUUGCACAAAUUCGGGAGUCUGGAGCAAAAGAAGACGGCUCUGCGUCUGCCAGAGCGACGUGUUGCCAGUGGACAAGGUUUGCAAGGCGCUAUAGAGAGCCAAUUGUCUUGGAAUCUCUCCGGUCACUCGAGACCUAUGGCCUCGACCUCUCCAGUGGUCAAAAAGCUAUACUUGUCGCUACCUUCAUCCACAUCUGCGUUUGACAGCGGCAAGUAUGAGACCCAUCUCUGGUCUCACAAAUAUAGCCCUGAAAGCGCCGCGGAUGUGCUUCAACCCGGGCGGGAAGUUCAAAUGCUCCGUGACUGGCUUUUUCAAAUGAAAGUUAGUGCUGUUGAUAUUGGUAACCAGCCUUGUGAGAGUGUGAGGCAUAAACAAAAACGUCACAAGAAGCGCAAGAAGCGCAAAGUCGAUAACGAGCUUGAUGGCUUCAUCGUCUCAAGUGGCGAAGAGGCCUCUGAAAUGGACCCAUUGUCUGGAUCAGACGAUGAGUUGGCAGGCGAAGUUACCGUUGCUGGACCUAAAACGCUCAUCAGAUCUGGGGGUAUUACUAGCCAGGUCCAGCAUGGGCGUGAAAAGCCCCGUUUGAAAAAUGUCAUUCUCAUCAGUGGUGCAUCAGGCUGUGGUAAAACAGCAUCAGUCUAUGCGGCAGCCAAGGAGCUCGACUUUGAGGUAUUUGAGAUCAACUCCGGUUCCCGGAGGAGCGCGCGAGACAUGCUUGAGAAGGUUGGGGAUAUGACACAGAAUCACCUUGUGCAGCUCCUGAAUGACAAGGAUGAUGGCUUAUCCCAACCCAACCUCCAAGCAGAGAGUGGUGAUUCUAGGCAGAACAAACUCAAAGGCUUUUUCAAGGGCCAACCACCGAAAAAGACACCUCAAAGUUGUGCAGAUUCCUCGCCCAAAGAUUCCCCGCCCGAAAUUGAAACCAAGCGAGGACGCGAGCAAAAGCAAUCGUUGAUUUUGUUCGAAGAAGCCGAUAUUCUUUUCGAGGAGGACCGGCAAUUUUGGAGCGGGGUGUUGACCAUCAUCAGUCAGUCCAAAAGGCCUAUCAUCAUCACUUGCAAUGAUGAGAGUCUGAUUCCGGUGGAGGAGAUUUCUUUUCAUGCCAUUUUGCGGUAUCAGCGGCCCUCCUUGGAAGUCGCGUUGGACUACUUGCUGCUUGUUGCUGCCAAAGAAGGGCACAUUCUGCAAAGAGAUUCUGUCAACAGGCUCUAUACUGCGGGGGGAAUGGACCUCCGCAGGUCAUUGAUCGAUUUAAAUUUUUGGUGCCAGAUGGGCGUCGGCAGUGAAAAGGGAGGCUUGGACUGGAUACUUCCUAUUUGGCCCCCCGGGGCGAAUGUGGAUGAGAAUGGCGAACGAUUACGUGUCCUCAGUAUGAAUACGUACAAGUCUCAUAUGGGCUGGUUCAACCGUGACCUGCUCAUGGAAGAUGAGGAAUUAACGAAACGGACUGAAACUCAACACAAUGCCUCGCAGUGGUGGGGUAUUCGCCCUCGAGAUGCCGAGGGUGCGGCUGAUUUGAGCACAAUAGAGUCAAUGCCUGCCGAAAGCUAUCGCUCCAUGACGAAGCUUGGCCAACUCGAGUUAUUGAGCCGCGAGGCAGACUACCUCGAGAUGAGGAGUGCCCUUGAUAUUCUUAGCCUUGGUGAUUCAAUCGAAUUGUGCGAGGAUAUUCUUGACACAUCUUCUCCGCCUAUUACGGAAACACAACGACUCAACUAUAUCGAAGCGUAUCCUCUUCUACAAGCCGACCUGCUGCCGGACUACUCGUCCUUGAAACCAUCAAUCACGGCAACCUUUGAGUCGUUGAUAUCUCUUCACUUUCGCCCGCCCAUUCAGAAUCUUGAAUACGCCAGCGCGGGUGCAAUCUUCAAUGUCUGGGCGCAGUCAACAAUGCGUCAUAGAACACCUUUCUCAAACCCUCAAGCACUGCGGAAGACAUUUGAGCCCAUCAUGCGAGCGAGUCAGUCCGCAGUUUCGCUUCCUGGCCGCCUUGCACCGUCGUUCGAGAAUGGCAUUGCGCCUAUCACCGAGGACAUUGCGCCAUAUGUUCGCGCAAUAAUGUCCUACGAUGGUCGUCUUCAGGAAUACAGAGAGAGUUUGUAUGCAGUCCUUGUCCAGGAUAACGGAGGAGUCCCUGAAAAACGAAAGCGAACCACCCGCGCCAGUCGGGCGGCCUUGGAAGGAGGGAGCAAGGCCUCGACUCGUAAAGAGCGCUGGUUUCCAGAUGACAUGAAUUACAUCGCGGUUCAAAGAACUGGGCGUCCUGAAUGGCAGCAGCACCUAUACGACAUGGGUCAUUAUCACAUUCAACCCGCCGUUGACUCGACGGGGUCUUGCAGUGAGCCUCUCUCUGGCGAAGAGGCUUGA